This is a messenger RNA of Aspergillus calidoustus, 645 nucleotides long. The record is from the annotation of a GenBank genome assembly. Lineage: Eukaryota; Fungi; Ascomycota; Eurotiomycetes; Eurotiales; Aspergillaceae.
AUGAAGUUCCAGUUCGCAGUCACCUUCCUUGCUGCCCUCGCAGCGGCCAGCCCCGUCAACAUCGAGGAGCGCCAGAUCGGUGCCAUUGGCGAGAACGAACUGCGCAGCGGCUCUUGCAAGGACAUCACCUUUAUCUUCGCCCGUGCCUCGACCGAGCCCGGAUAUCUCGGCAUCUCAACCGGCCCCGGCGUCUGCGAUGGCCUGAAGCUCAGAAGACCCGGCCGCGUCGCCUGCCAGGGCGUUGCCCCCGCCUACCGCGCAGACCUCGCCUCCAACUUCCUCCCUCAGGGAACCAGCCAGGCCGCCAUCGACGAAGCCGUCGAGCUCUUCGAACUCGCCGCGUCCAAGUGCCCCAACACCCAGAUCGUGGCGGGAGGAUACAGCCAAGGAACCGCAGUCAUGCACGCCUCAAUCUCGCAGCUGCCCAGCAACAUUCAGAACCAAAUCAAGGGCGUCGUGCUCUUCGGCGACACCAGGAACGCCCAGGACAAUGGACGCAUUCCCAACUUCCCGACUAAUAAGACUAAGAUCUACUGCGCACUCGGCGACCUGGUCUGCACCGGGAGCUUGAUCAUUACUGCUGCGCACUUUACCUAUACCGUCAACGUCCCGGACGCCAUCAGCUUUUUGAUUGAUAGGCUUUGA